UUUGUACAGAUAUUCUGGUUGAUACCACCAACAGAUCACAAUAUUGCACUGUACGAGAAAUGGGUCUUGUCCGGACAGCAAGGAGAUAUUUUCUUUGGUGACACAGUGGAGGGAUGUGGCCGAGUCACACUGCAAGAGGGUUCCACGUUCUUCAUCCCUUCUGGCUGGAUCCAUGCAGUCUACACGCCGGUUGACUCGAUGGUGUUCGGUGGCAACUUCCUGCACUCAUAUUGUAUCAGUACACAGCUUCGCAUUGCACAAGUAGAAGAGACCACACAUGUGCCUCAGAAAUUUAGGUAUCCAUUCUUCACAGAGAUGCUCUGGUACGUGUUAGAGCGAUAUGUCAACUGUUUGCUGGGUAUUUCACAUCUCAAGGAUAUCUCCUCUAGUCCUACCAAGGAGCAUGUCCACCUUACAUUCCAGGAGCUCCGAGGUAUCAAGUCAAUUCUGUCGUACUUGCACUUUAUACCUGCCAACAAGAAGUGUGUGCCAGAGCUUAUCACUGAUCCUGUGGCCCUUAUCAAAGACGUGAGGACACUAGUGGAGAGGCACCGCAAUGACAGUCCAGUUUCUGCCAUCACAGGACAUGCAGUGUUUAAAUCUCCUGGCGUGAAAUUCAAGGACAAGACAAACAAUGUGGGCAUGGAGAAAGCAUUCCCAAGACGCAGAAGAACAAGAUGUAAAAAAUGUAUAGCCUGUAACAACUCAGACUGUGGCCAGUGCAACUUCUGUAAGGAUAUGAUCAAGUUUGGAGGGACUGGCAAGUCAAAACAGAGCUGUAUCCAGCGCCAGUGUCUUCAGCCCAUGUUGCCUGUGAACACCACCUGCUCAUGCUGUGGCAAGGAUGGUUGGGGUAACAAUCCCUCUGACACAGACACAGACACCCGUGAGGCCCAGCCCAGUUCUAUAAUGGAGUGUUGUAUCUGCUAUGAACUCGUACAUCCAGCGUGCGUGGAAAGUUCGUACCCAGAUGUUGUGGGUGUUGUUGACGAAGACUUACCAAGCAGCUGGGAGUGUCCCAAGUGUUGUAAAGAUGGGAGGAACACAAAUUACAAGCCCCGCCACUUCAAAGCAAGAAACAAAGUUUCAUCUGUACGUGAGUCAAGUAACCUCACUUCACAAGAUUCAGUGGAAGCUUUCACGUGACAUUCUGUUUAUGAGUACAUUGUUUUUGCAGCUCCAACACUUCAAAGCAGGAACCAAAGUUUCAUCUGUAUGAGAAUCGUAACACUGUUUACUAAUACUGUAUUGUUGCAGCCCCGCCACUUCAAAGCAAGAAACAAAGUUUCAUCUGUACGUGAGUCAAGUAACCUCACUUCACAAGAUUCAGUGGAAGCUUUCACGUGAC
Homalodisca vitripennis (glassy-winged sharpshooter) is the source of this 1348-nucleotide messenger RNA. Its product is annotated as jmjC domain-containing histone demethylation protein 1-like. Gene Ontology annotation, biological process: regulation of transcription by RNA polymerase II; protein demethylation. The record is from RefSeq and is a predicted model, not a curated record. The transcript has 7 exons. NCBI's taxonomy places the organism in Eukaryota, Metazoa, Arthropoda, Insecta, Hemiptera, Cicadellidae. The annotation marks the transcript as partial. Gene Ontology annotation, molecular function: DNA binding; zinc ion binding; histone demethylase activity.